Molecule: messenger RNA, 594 nt
Organism: Carica papaya (papaya)
Lineage: Eukaryota; Viridiplantae; Streptophyta; Magnoliopsida; Brassicales; Caricaceae
Source: RefSeq, a predicted model, not a curated record
AUGGAGGAAGCUAUGUCUGCAACUGAUUCAGCAAGGAAGAUGAUAGAUGAUGCGGAAGAGAAAUUUAGAAACAAUGACAUUAGAGGAGCCGCACGCUUAGCAUUCAAUGCCAAAAAACUAGAUUCAACUUUCGCUUCUUAUCACACUGCUUACUUGAUUCACCUGGCUGCAAAGAGAACAUUGAACAAUGGCGAGGUAGAUCAUUAUGCGAUUUUAGGGGUGGAGAACCUCUUGUCGGCCGACAAACAAACGAUUAAGAACCAGUACAAGAAGAUAGCUCUGAGUGUUCAUCCGGAUAAGAAUAAGUCGGUUGCGGCCAAUGGUGCUUUCAAUAUAAUUAGUGCAGCCAUGGAGGUGCUUUCAGAUUGUUCGAAGAGGAAGGCCUUUGAUAGUCGCCGUGCGGCCUGUCUGCAACGAGGAGGAUCGAUAAGUGUGGAGAAAUCAGCGGCGCCGGUGAAAGAGGAUAGAGCAAGUGCUUUGAGGAAUGCUAGUUUUCCGGUUAAAUGUUGUCGGUGUGAUGAUGAAGGAGCUUGUCUUUCUUAUCGGAAUGAGAGGUGGGUAACGUCCUGCAAAAAAUGUGGCCAUUCCGAAUAA